UGAACCUUCAAGCUUAUGGUUAUAAGGUGCUCUUUUUCUAUUAGACCAAGCUUAGCUUAAUAGCUUGUAUUGUAUUAUGAAAGUGAUUUAAAUUGUUUCCUUUUAUUUUUUUCUUCACAUUUAUUGAUAAGUUUUUAUAGAUAAGUAAUAUGAAUUUUUCUAGGCACACUUUGCUAAUUUUUUUUUUAAGGUCAUUUUAAUGAGUACAAAUACAAACAACGUAACAUAAAUGACAAAUCUAACUUUAGGUAUACCCGAAAAUAAGUAAAUAACUGAUGUUCCUAACUUCAUAUGGAGUGUAGUCUGUAGUGUACUUUCAUUUAUAAAAAAAUUAAGGAAAAAUUGCUCGGAAUAAUCCGACCUUUAGCUCAUCCGCCAAAAAUAAUCCCACCUUUCGAUUAUUUUUUAAUAAUCCGACCUUUAUACCUCUUCCGCUUUAAAUGGUCCCUACCGGUCAUCCAACCUGUUAUUACAAGUUGCUAGACACGUGUCGGCCUAUAAUUGGUCUAAUUUUUUUUUAAAAAAAAACUUUAAAAAAUAGAAAAAAAAUAUUAAAAACCCACAAACCCUCUGGCAGUUCAGCCACCGCCCUCUACCCAUUCCGACCACCAUAUCCCUUCCCCUCCCUGUUUUCGGCCACCAAAUCCCCUCUCCUUCCCCUCCCAGUUUCCGGCCGACACCAAUCCCAGCACUAGCCUGCAACACCACCAAAACAGCAACGAUACUCCUGCUGUUACUCCUUCGCAAACGCACCACCCAAUCAGUCCCAAAAUCGAUAACACCAAACGAACCACCCAAAAUCAGCCCCAAAAACGCACCAUCCAAUCAGCCCCAAAAUCGCAAACACCAAACGCACCACCCAAAAUUGCAAACACACCGCAUCACCCAAAUCGCAAACAGGGACGGUUUCGGUGGUUGGGAUGGGUAGAGGAGGAGAUUUCGGUGCUUAGGCUGUGUAGAAGAGGAGAUUUUGGUGGUUGGGCUGUGUAGAGGAGGAGAUUCCGGUGGCCGGGCUGUGUAGGGGAGGUGGUUUCGUUGGGGUCUGCCGCAGAGGGGUGGUAGCCGUGGUUUUUUUUUUGUUUAACUUUUCAAUAUUUUUUAAUUAAUUUUUUAUUUCUCUUUGGUCCAAUCACGUGGUGACACUGUGCAAACAAUCCAAAGUUACAAAUUGUAACCUUUUUAGUCGGUUUCAAGUCAUUUGGGACUAUUAGGAGCAUAUUGAGUAUAAAAGUCGGAUUAUUAAAAAAUAAUCGAAAUGUGGAAUUAUUUUGGCGGAUAAGGCAAAGGUCGGAUUAUUCCGACAAUUUUUCCAAAAAUUAAUGCCGAGUAACGGAAUAUAGAAAUUUGAAUCGAAAAAAAACCUGACAGACAGACGUUAAAAUUCAAAAAAUCAAAAGGCAAGGCGCGGCCGUCAAUGGUUGCUCAGUCCCUUCACUCUCUCUUUCUGUUUAUCAAAUCAAACAAUCAUUCAAAAUUAAACCAUGGAUUCCAAAGAUAAUUGUCGAAAUGAACUCCGAAUUGCAAUUCGUCAACUCACUAAUCGCGGUCUCUAUUCCCCUUCCAGAUGGGCAGCUGAACAAUUGCUAGGUAUUGAGCAAGACCCUGCAAAGUUUACACCUUCUCAUACUCGAUUUCAACGAGGUAGCUCUAGCAUUCGUCGUAGAUUUAAAACCCAUGACCCUACUUCAACGCCUAGUCCUAGUGUUUCCUUUGUCUCUACACCAAUGCCAGAGGAGGAUGAUGAUGUUGUGGAUAGUGAUUUCUACCUUUUGGCCAAGUCGUACUUCGACUGUAAGGAAUUCCGGAGAGCUGCCCAUGUACUUCGAGACCAGGUUGGACGGAAAGCUGUGUUCUUGCGAUGUUAUGCCUUGUACUUGGCAGGGGAGAAGCGGAAGGAAGAAGAGAUAAUAGAGCUGGAGGGGCCUUUAGGGAAAAGUAAUGUUGUGAAUUGCGAAUUGGUUUCCCUUGAAAGGGAACUAUCCACACUGCGGAAAAGAGGUGUUCUGGAUCCAUUUGGGAUGUACUUGUAUGGUCUAGUGUUAAAAGACAAGGGAAAUGAGAACCUUGCUCGUGCUAUCCUCGUGGAGUCUGUAAAUAGCUAUCCAUGGAAUUGGAAUGCAUGGUUGGCAUUGCAAUCACUCUGCACCACCGUUGACAUGUUAAACAGUCUUAAUCUCAAUAACCAUUGGAUGAAAGACUUCUUUCUUGCUAAAGCUUAUGAAGAACUCAGGAUGCACAAGGAAUCCUUGGAUAAAUACGAGCAGCUCCAGAAAACAUUUUCAUUUAGCAGCUACAUACAAUCUCGGAUGGCUAAUGUGCAGUAUCAUUUAAGAGAAUUUGAACAGGUAGAAGUCAUCUUUGAGGAGUUAUUAAGAAAUGAUCCAUACCGAAUUGAAGACAUGGACAUGUUUUCUAAUGUGCUUUAUGCUAAGGAAGCGUUCUCAUCCCUCAGCUACCUAGCCCAUAACGUAUUCUUGACUGACAAAUAUCGACCUCAAUCAUGUUGCAUCAUUGGUAAUUAUUACAGUUCCAAGGGCCAACAUGAGAAAUCAGUUUUGUAUUUCAGGAGGGCUCUCAAGUUGGACAAAAAUUAUUUAUCUGCCUGGACUCUAAUGGGCCAUGAGUAUGUUGAGAUGCAGAACACAGCAGCCGCAGUGGAUGCCUAUCGUAGGGCUGUUGACAUAAAUCCAUGUGAUUAUAGAGCGUGGUAUGGUUUAGGGCAAGCCUAUGAAAUGAUGGUAAUGCCUCAUUACGCUCUAUAUUAUUUCAAAAAAUCUGUUUUCCUGCAGCCAAAUGAUCCGAGGUUGUGGAUUGCGAUGGCUCAUUGUUAUGAGAGUGACCAUCUACGUAUGUUUGAAGAAGCAAUCAAAUGUUAUAAACGAGCUGCAAAUCGCCAAGACACUGAGGCAAUUGCUAUAAACAGACUGGCGAAACUAUAUGAUCAGCAAGGGCAGCAUGCAGAGGCUGCAUUUUACUACAAGAAAGAUUUAGACAGAAUGGAGGCAGAUGAAAGGGAAGGACCAAACUUAGUUGAUGCUUUGAUGUUUCUUGCUAAAUAUUAUAGAGCCCAGAAAAGAUUUGAAGAGGCAGAGAUCUAUUGUACCCGAUUGUUGGAUUACACAGGACCUGAAAAGGAAACAGCAAAGAGUUUACUUAGAUCUAUGAAAAUGGCGCAAUCUGGUUUCCCGUCCAUGGAUGUUGAGCAUUUUCCACCACACGGCUCUCAUUCCUGAAUGCAGACUGCGUAUGUAUGUUGGCAAAGCUUCUUUUGCUGUACACAAUCAUUCUGUAUAUGCAUGGAGUAAUUUAAUUCAUGGUAGAUGGAAUCUUACAAUUGAAUUUUGUAAUUUGUAGUCUAUAGAAGUAGCUUAGUCUAUAGAAGUAGCUUUAUUAGGACCUUAACAUUAUUUGGACAGUUUAAUUAUGAUAUUUUCUUCUUCCUCAUCCCCAAGGCUGGGAGUCAAAGUUUGGAUCUACUUCAUUGACUUCAAAGUCAGAGGAUCUCAAGUGUCUGAAAAAAAUCUCUCAAAGAAUUAUAUGAAUAGUAAAAAAAAAAAUGGAGGGAGUAACAGCUUUUGUGAAUUUGUGUGGCUUCUAAAGUCUAUUACAUUUGGAAAAAAAAAUAGUUGAGAAGAUUAAGUUUAUUGAAGAUGGUUUGACAAAUUAUUAUCUGUUGAUUUAGCAAAGAGUGUAUUUGGUGAAGGUAAAAAGUAACUGUUGUUUUUGGUCAAAUCGUCUUUCUGAAUGCUAUUUCCCCUCCCCAGCCCCCUCUCAAACACACACACAAACCCAAAAAAAAAAAAAAAAAAAAAAAAAG
This is a messenger RNA of Chenopodium quinoa (quinoa), 3817 nucleotides long. Its product is annotated as anaphase-promoting complex subunit 8-like. The record is from RefSeq and is a predicted model, not a curated record. Gene Ontology annotation, molecular function: protein binding. Lineage: Eukaryota; Viridiplantae; Streptophyta; Magnoliopsida; Caryophyllales; Amaranthaceae. Gene Ontology annotation, biological process: cell division. The coding region runs from base 1482 to 3233 and encodes 583 amino acids. The transcript has 4 exons. Gene Ontology annotation, cellular component: anaphase-promoting complex.